ACAGACCGCCCUGUCAUUAAAGUUAAUGCUAUGGUUGGAGAAGCAGCAGCUCUUCCCUGCAUGUGUCCUCCUGACUGGCCUCCGUAUCUGGUCUGGCAGAAGUCCAUCGGUGAUCAGGCACUCGUGGUUAAUUACUACAAAGAUGACGACCAAGAAGACAACCAAAUGGCACUCGAGUACAGGAACAGAACAGAGCUGAGGCUGACAGGAAACUGUUCUCUUGUGAUUCAUAGUGUGUGUCCAUCAGACCAGGGACUGUACAUCUGUUACUAUAAGAAAAAACCUUUAAGGCAUGAAAAAAUCUAUCUGGAGGUCACAGCACAACAAGUACAAGGAAAAGAGUCAGAAGAACCUCAGAGCGUCCAGAGCAACAUUGUGAUUUCUUCAGUCUGCGGGUUUCUCGUCAUUUUGAUCACAAUUGCUGCAGCAUAUGUGGGAAUUACUUGCAGAAACAGACAUCAGAUCAGAA
Messenger RNA from Sinocyclocheilus rhinocerous, 469 nucleotides. RefSeq names its product myelin-oligodendrocyte glycoprotein-like. The record is from RefSeq and is a predicted model, not a curated record. Gene Ontology annotation, biological process: regulation of cytokine production; T cell receptor signaling pathway. The annotation marks the transcript as partial. NCBI's taxonomy places the organism in Eukaryota, Metazoa, Chordata, Actinopteri, Cypriniformes, Cyprinidae. Gene Ontology annotation, molecular function: signaling receptor binding. Gene Ontology annotation, cellular component: external side of plasma membrane. The transcript is spliced from 2 exons.